Molecule: messenger RNA, 488 nt
Organism: Acanthoscelides obtectus
Lineage: Eukaryota; Metazoa; Arthropoda; Insecta; Coleoptera; Chrysomelidae
Source: the annotation of a GenBank genome assembly
AUAUUUCAAUUUAAAGAAAAAAACAAAAAAACAAUUUGCUACAAACAAAAGCAAUAUAAUCAAGACAAGAAAUAAUGGGACCACAAUUAGAAGGUUCGACAAACAAUUAUGAUGAUGACUGUAGUGACCAAGAAGAGGUGGUUACUGAAAAUGUUCCUGAUGCAAAUAACUGUGAUGACAGUAAAGUGGUCUUUAAUAAUGGGAAAUGGAGCUCCUAUACUCCCCAACAACUGAAGAGGCCCAAAACUACAAAGCUAUCAUGUACGCAAACGGUACAAAAUAAAAGAUAUAUUUCUGUUAACUAUCUACUAAUGAAAGGAAGGAUGAAGUUUUUGAAACUACGAAAAGAAAAAUGCAUCGAAGAACACAAUAAAAAAAUGGAAUUAUAUAAAAAAAAGGUUCAGCUGUUAGAUUUACAGAUCAAUGCAUUGGAUAAAAAGAAAACAAAGGAUUUAUUUUGUUAAUUUCUGGAACAUUUUCACUUUCAC